This is a messenger RNA of Zingiber officinale, 3332 nucleotides long. RefSeq names its product putative pentatricopeptide repeat-containing protein At5g59200, chloroplastic. Bases 428 to 2194 code for a protein of 588 amino acids. The record is from RefSeq and is a predicted model, not a curated record. Gene Ontology annotation, biological process: RNA modification. The transcript is spliced from 5 exons. Gene Ontology annotation, molecular function: protein binding; RNA binding. NCBI's taxonomy places the organism in Eukaryota, Viridiplantae, Streptophyta, Magnoliopsida, Zingiberales, Zingiberaceae.
CCAUUCUUGUUAGGGUUUUUGGCGCCGGCGUUGCGCCAACGCCCGCCCUCAGCCUACCUUCUUCUCCUUCCUUUCAACCCGGCGCGAAUAUCAGGAGCCAUAGCGAUAGGGUUUCCACCCACGUAGAAGUUCGGGGGAUCCUCUCUCUCUUUCCCCUUCCUGUCCCUGGUUAUCAUCUUGCCUCCGCCAUGCCGUCUCCUGCUCGCUGCGGUCCUCGCACAUUCGUCCCGACUCGUGCUGGGAAUGGUAUUUUGUGAUUAGAAAUUGGGAUAAAACUAUAGUUCCUAUCAUGAUGGGAACGGGCGUCUUAUUUUGUUAUAAGAUAAUUUGGAUUUGUGGGAACAAUCAUCUAUUGCAAUUGCAAACCUGGGGUUUACUGGUUCUUUGACUGCUGAAUCCUCUUUGAAACUUUUAGUUCCAUGCAUUCAUGUUGCUGCAGAAGCUAGGGAUGCUUCUGCAAGAAUGCUCAACAAAGAGGACUUUCAGACUUGGCGUUGCACUCCAUGCUUCAGUUGUCAAGAACGGUGUGGAGUCUGACCUCUUUCUUUCAAACCAUCUAAUCAAUAUGUAUGCCAAGUGCAAAGAUUUUGAAUCUUCAAAUUGUAUAUUUGAUCACAUGCCAAUUAGAAACAUAGUAUCAUGGUCAGCUCUGAUUGCUGGGUAUGAUCAAGCCAGCAACCCAUCCAUUGCUUUGAAUCUGUUUGCUCAAAUGCCAUUUCAGCCCAAUGAAUAUAUCUACGGAAGCAUUAUUAGUUCUUGUGCAACCCUUUUUGCCCUGGCACAGGGUAGACAGGUGCAUGGUCAAUCAUUGAAAAAUGGGUAUGAAGGCAUAUCCUUUGUCUAUAACUCUUUGAUGUCUAUGUACAUAAAAUGUGAUUGCAUGGAUGAUGCUCUACGCAUCUUUAGAAGCAUCUUGAAACCAAAUUCUAUCUCUUACAAUGCAAUGAUCACAGGAUUUGCUGAGAAGUUCAAACUGGAUAAGAGUUUGGAGCUAUUCAGACUUAUGAACCAGCAAGGUUUGCAUCCAGAUGAGUUUUCUUAUGUGGCUCUGCUAGGAAUAUGCUCUACUGUGGAUGAUUUGGUAUUAGGCCUUGAAUUGCACUGCCAGACGGUCAAACGGGGUCUUGACACCACAGCUUUUGUUGGAAAUGUUAUCUUAAAGAUGUACUCAAUAUGCAAUUUAUCUGAAGAGGUAGAGAAAGCUUUUAUGUCGAUCAAUAAUAAGGAUAUGAUAACAUAUAACACUUAUAUUGAUGCAUGUUCCAAUUGUCAGGAGCAUAUGAAAGGGUUGAUGUUGUUUAGAGAGAUGACUGUAAUGGAGAAUAACUCUAGUUUAAGUCCUGAUGCAUUCACCACAGCUAGUGCUUUGGCUAUAUGUGCAGAACUUGCUUUAUUUCACUAUGGAGGUCAGAUUCAUGCCCAUUUAGUAAGAACUUGGAUGAAUCUUGACAUAGUCCUUUUUAAUGCUCUCAUUAACAUGUAUGCUAAGUGUGGCUGUAGCCGAUAUGCUAAGCUUGUGUUUGAUUUGAUGCCGAUUAAUAAUGUGAUAUCUUAUAACACAAUCAUUGCUGGGCUUGGGAACCAUGGGCACGCAAUGACCACUUUGGAAAUUUUUGAGCAGAUGAAACGUGAAGGAUUCACUCCAGAGUCUGUAACAUUCAUUGGACUUUUAACAGCUUGCAGCCAUGCUGGCCUAGUUGAUGAAGGUUUGACAUUAUUUAAUUCAAUGGAGGAAACAUAUGGAAUAUGUCCUGAAAUUGAACACUUAUCUUGCUUGAUUGAUAUGUUGGGUCGAUCUGGGAGAUUGCUAGAGGCUGAGGAUUACAUUAAAAUGUCUCCCUAUCAGAAUGACUAUGUGAUCUGGGGCAACUUGCUUUCCUCAUGCCGCCUUCAUAAAGAUGUUGCUAUUGGAGAACGGGUAGCUAUUAAGCUUUUGGAACUUCAACCGAGCACUAGUUCACCUUAUGUUCUCUUGGCAAAUUUAUAUGCAUCAGAUGGAAAGUGGGAGGGAGCUGCUGAAGCUAGGAAAUUGUUAAGAUAUAGUAGGGUGAAGAAGGAGCCUGGUUAUAGUUUGAUAGAAGUAAAAGGAGUGGCAGAAAAGUUCACAGUUGGUAAUUUUUCACAUGAACAGAUUGGAGAAAUUGUAGCAACAUUGGACAGCUUACACUGGAUAACAGGAAAGGUUCAUGAGUGAAUCUACAUUCCUUUGAUAACAAGGGACCUGCAGGUGCUUAUCAAAUAGAUCAUGGAAUCAAUGUUAAUUAUCAUUUUGUAGUCCAAUUUCUGCAGAGCAUGUUAAUGUCAAAACCAGAGUCGAAGUCCUUUAAGGUUCCUAAUACUGAGAAUAUUGUUGAAAAGGGGAAGAAGGCUCCCUUCAAAAAUCAGACACAUAAUCUGCAUAAGAUUUGUGGAGGUUUGCAAGCUAUUACGUACACUGCUAGUGGGUUGCUGUCUGCAAGUGUUGAUGCUCUUGAAAGUAUUUGCUGGAAACAUCCCUAGCAAUCAGAAUUAUGGGAUUGAUAAUGCAUAUAAUGAUGAAUUCGUUACCCCUGAAGGGAUAGUUGAUGACUAGAAUCUGACAGAUGCAGUGACGGUCAAUUAAGACUGUUCUUAUGGUACUGCAUAAGAGCCAUUUGGAGGAUGCAAGAAAGGGAGGCUUGUUUUGUGCCACUGAUCCAUUGAUAUCAAACUUCAUUAUUCCCUUGCAGGGUUUGCAGCACAAUUUGUAAAACACUUAGACAACUGCUGUUCGUGACUUUUCUUUUAAGAAUCAGAUCUGCAAGUGAUUCAGUAGCUUAAUUGUGUCCAAGCUGGUGCUACUGGGAUUCCUCCACUAUCCAACUGUACCGACUUUUGUCUUUGAUUCCUAGGGAAACACAUUUCUUGUGCCAAUGGGAGAAAAUUCAUUGUUUUCUGAACAUCACACUCAAACUGGGCGGUGCUUAUCGGUUAGGAGACCAAACUCGCAGGUGACCAAACUUCCAUCAUUUGUCGAUUACAUUCAACAUGGCUUCUCAUCUAUUAGUACUUGUUUAGUGCAAAUUUUGUUGAUUAUUGUUAAUCUUUACUGAUAAAUUUUUUGUCGAAUGUAAUUUUAUGUGAUUAUAGCUUAAAGGUGUUCAUGCAAGUUCGCUGCUGCUCAAACCAAGCGUAGGGGUGUUUUUCAAUCCUUUCUGAGAUUACAACAGUCUGUCAAAAUUUAUCAAAAUACCUCCAAAAAUAAGUUUCAGGAGCGGACAUCCUUUGGGAAAAUUGAGACAUCGGAUUAAUCAUUUGUUCUUAUUUCAAAACUAUCUAGUGAGUUGAUAAAUAGAACAAACUUUUCUGAAUCA